This is a messenger RNA of Uloborus diversus, 6863 nucleotides long. RefSeq names its product MAP kinase-activated protein kinase 2-like (gene MAPk-Ak2). The transcript has 10 exons. NCBI's taxonomy places the organism in Eukaryota, Metazoa, Arthropoda, Arachnida, Araneae, Uloboridae. Gene Ontology annotation, cellular component: cytoplasm; nucleus. The record is from RefSeq and is a predicted model, not a curated record. The coding region runs from base 16 to 1296 and encodes 426 amino acids. Gene Ontology annotation, biological process: peptidyl-serine phosphorylation; intracellular signal transduction; protein autophosphorylation. Gene Ontology annotation, molecular function: calcium-dependent protein serine/threonine kinase activity; mitogen-activated protein kinase binding; ATP binding.
CGAGCAAGUUGUUUUAUGGAUGGGAUAUCAAAUGUGGGAGUGCUGGAUGAUCCGGAUUUAAGUUUCCCCCAGUUGUGGCAAAUUUUAUUAAAAUUAAAUCCCCCUCGUCACGUCCACUUGCAUCCUUUUCAUGCCGACGACAGCAGUGUUUCUAAGAUUUUUUUAUUCUUUUACGGAUUUGUAACGUCGUUGAAGUCGCUGUUGCCUAGUGUUGCGAAAGCUCCUGAAAUUGAGAUGAACGGACUGGAAAAACUGGGAACUGCUCGAUGUCCAUUGGUCACCAAACAAAACCCCUUGCAACAUGACUAUACCAUAACCGAUACUGUCCUAGGACUGGGUAUUAAUGGUAAAGUGGUCGAGUGCUAUGACAGAAAAACAAGACAGAAAUAUGCUCUCAAAGUGCUCCGAGAUUCCUCUAAAGCGAGACGGGAGGUGGAGCUUCAGUGGCGGGCUAGCAAUUGUAAGCACAUUGUCAAUAUUGUAGAUGUUUAUGAAAAUGUCCAUGGGGGAUACAAGUGCCUUCUUGUUGUCAUGGAAUGCAUGGAGGGAGGAGAACUCUUCCAGCGCAUCCAAGAUCGAGCUGAGGGUGCAUUCACGGAACGUGAGGCUGCUGAAAUAAUGCGGGAAAUCUGCAUAGCUGUAGCCCACCUUCAUAGGAUGAAUAUUGCUCACAGAGAUUUAAAACCAGAAAAUUUGCUCUACUCUUGCUCAGAUCCUUCUGGAAUUUUGAAACUUACAGAUUUUGGCUUUGCAAAAGAGACGACGAAUUUCAAUUCCCUUCAGACGCCAUGCUACACUCCAUAUUAUGUCGCGCCGGAAGUACUUGGACCCGAAAAGUAUGACAAGUCCUGUGACAUGUGGUCCCUUGGCGUCAUUAUGUACAUUCUGCUGUGUGGCUUCCCUCCAUUCUACAGCAACCAUGGCUUGGCCAUCUCACCUGGGAUGAAAAAACGUAUUCGAGCGGGUCAGUACAAUUUCCCUGAUCCUGAGUGGGAGAAUGUCUCUGCAGAUGCAAAGGAGCUCAUUAAAGGUUUGUUGCGCACUGAUCCAGCAAAGAGAUUAAGCAUUGAGGAUGUCAUGAGCAAUAACUGGAUUGCACAAUUCACCGAAGUGCCUCAAACUCCCCUUCAUUCUGUACGGGUAUUAAGAGAAGAAGAGUACGCAUGGCCUGAUGUACAGGAGGAAAUGACUAGAUCACUUGCAACCAUGCGAGUAGAUUAUGACACGGUGCACCUCAAGAACUUGGAUAAAACUAACAACUUGCUUCUCAACAAACGGCGGCAACAUCCCAAGUGAUCAGCAUUUUCUUGUUUGGCAAGAGCCUACAAAAUGGAAAAGAAACACCGAUUGGAAGGAGACCACAUCUUCCAUUCUGUAUGUCUCAUGAAUCCGUUCGUGAUCCGUCUUGGGAUUUUCCUUUACCACAAAAAAUUUAUUGGAUAGGUGAUUUUGCUUACAAGUUGCUGUUUCUAUCGUUCUUCUGUAAUGUCGAUGAUGGUAAUUUGGGGGCGUUCCACAUUGUGUGUUGGAUGCAUUAAAAAUCUUAGGAGGCUGAGGGCUUUUAAAACAGGUGACAAAAAUCCAUUAAAAUUCCUUUUGAAUGUCACUACAAUGACCACCUAAAAUGGCCUUUAGGUUUGUCUUCACAUGGUGCGGAAUGUUCCUUUGGCAUAUGGUUGAGUCUCUCCAUAAUGAAAUUGUUUAGUUUCAAGUAAAAAUAUAUAUUGUAACUUUAUCAUAAUGAAUAAUGAGGCAAUCAAUGCAACAAUUUUUAGUGUAAGUUACCUAUAUGUAAGUUACAUAUAUAUAAUGCACUUCCAUGUUUUUAAGACAGGUAGAAAUCUAAGAAUUAAACAACCAUAAUUUAAAUUUACUGCUACCUUCAUUUAAAACCUUUAUUGACAUUGAAUUUGCAAUCAUUGAGUUUGUAGCAAAUUACUCAUAGUUUUCAAAGGAAACAAAUUACACCCGAACUAGAAGAUUUUUUGCUGUCAAAUUUGUACUUGCACACUUAUUAUAGUACACAAGAAAGGAACUAACUAAUAGAUGUAUUCUACCCCAAAAUUUGGAAAAUAUGAUGUGUAUAUGAAAUGCUUUUGUAGAUAUGAAUAUUUUUGCUAUAAAAAUGAAAAGUAUCUUUGAAGAAAUAAAACUAAAAAAAAAUGUAUUGAACUUUUUUUUAUCAAGUGAAAAUAAAUUUAAAAGUAACUGAAAAAAAAUAAAUGGUUCAUAAUAAUAAUAAAAAAAAGAUGUAAAAAUAUGUAUAUGAAAUUUUGUCUAGGAGAGGCUCUACCAUUGUUUUAUCUGUAUCUUUUUAGAAUUUGCUUUUUUGAAUUUAAAUGCUAGGUUCAUAUUUUUCUUUAAUAUAGAUCUUGUGAAGAUACAUUGAGUGAUUUAAAAGGCAAAACUUAUUGAAUAAAUACUGCCAUGAUUGAUGACUGCAAUCAAAAUAUCAAGUGCAAUUGUAAUAAUAUUCAUUUAUACAUGUAGUAAUGUUAUGGUCUCAAUGAUCAAAUUGUUAUUUUUGUCUUCGACAUUGUAGAAUUUUAUGUUGUUAGGUGUUUAAAUUUUUAAAUAAUAUUUAUUGUGAAUUUUAUUAACAUGUAAAACGUUUGGAAUGUUCCACAACCUGAAUUAUUCUAUUCAAUCGGAAUAUCAUUUUCAAAUGUUCAAUUAUUUAGAUAAAAAUAAUUAGUUUUAAUAAAAUGUUUCUCAAUGUUUCUAAUAUUUUUUAUAUGAAUGAAAUACAGAUCAAGCCAUUUUCCAAAACUAAAAUGUUGUAUUAAGUAAAUUAAUGUGGAAGUUUUACUUCGAAAUUGUCAGUCUUGUAUCAACACCUUGUUAUAUGCAAUUCUUUGUCAUUUCUUCUACCUAUAUUUCACUUUGGUCCGAAGUAUCUUCUACUUUUUCCUUACAGCAUUGGAACAUUUGUUGUACAGAUAAUGUAUAUAUAAUAUUUGUGUUUUUGUGUGAAUAUCAGUCCGGUUGCAAUAGUUACAUUGAGAUUUUUGUUUUUUAAUAGAAUGACAAUCUUUAAAAGAACUGUUGAAUUCUGUAAAUGUCUGCAAAAGGUCAUGUAUAUGCCCGCCCCCCCCCCCCCCCCUUAAAAAACUUUGCAGUUUGUCUUUUAAGUCUUCUUCCCCUUGCAUUGCUAAAAAUUUAUUUUCUUUGAUAUCUUCAUUUUAUGUAAUCCUCUUAUUUGAAUGGUAAAGUGUAAAAUGUUUCUUGUUUCCCAUUAUUAAGAUUUGAAUUGUACCUAUUACAUUGCUUUUAAAGCUAGUAUUCGGAAAAAAAUUCUGUUUUCUUGUAAAUAUAACAAAAUGCUUUCCACUUGAUCAUGUAUAAAAAAAUUCCUACUUAUUUUGAUUUUCAAUAAUCUCGCCAAGUAUGAAGUUGCAUUGUAGUGCAAAUAUUUAUUUUUAAAGAUUUAUGUGGAAUUUUGUAUGUAUACAUAUAUAUAUAUAUAUAUGUUGUGCUAAUAAUGUGAUUGUGAGUUCUGUCUUGUAGUGGAUAUUUAGGUCAAUACAUUGAUGCUCUGGCAAUGUGCAAACUUUUCAUACAGUUAGCUGUAGUGAAUAUUUAUUUCUAGUGGGCAAAAAUUUUAUUAUGAGUAAAGAGAGAAUUUAUGCAGAACAUUGGGUGUUCUGAUAUUUGGUGUGAGGAACUUGUUUUUCAAUUUCUUUAAAGUGAUAAAUGAUGUACUUCUGACUGGAAACACACCCAGAAUAUUUUUUGUCAAAAAAAAAAAAAAAAAAAAAUGUUAAAAUUGAUUUUAAAACUCCUAACACUCCUUUUGGUAUAAUUCUCAUUAAACCUAAGAUUUGCCGUAAAAUAGUUUAGUUUGUUUAUCAAUUGAUUGUUUUGUCUUGUUCUGCAUUGUAUUUUAGGAAACAAGUUUUACCAAGUACAAAACACUUAGUUCCAAACUGUUUAGAACCUAUUUCAAUACUGUCAAUACUGUUAGGUUUGUGAAGUGCUAAUUAGGAAAAUCCUCGAAAUUAAUAGUCAUGAAUAAUUUCCAAAUUAUAUUUUAAUGACUAAUUCAUUACAAAGAAUGAAUUAAAACAAAAAUUGUUAAGAUUCAAAUUAAGGAGUUACUUGUAAGCAAAGCAGAUUUAUUCUAUUUAAUAAAUAGCUAUGUUCAUUGUCAUUAGAUAUGUCAUAAUUAGUCCUAUCAUUUGCUAAGGCUUCAACUGAAUCUCAUUAGAGAUUUUUUGACCGAAUUCAAUCACAUGAACAGAAAUGUGCCCAAUUGCACCUUCAUUGUAGAAAUAGAAUAAAAAAACUAAAACUCCUUAUAUCAUUAAGGGUAGAAUGCAGAAAUUUUUCAUCUCAUAAAAAGAGUAUAUCAAAUUUCUAUGUAUCUAAAACAUUCAUUUUAUGAUCUGUCCCAGAAUGAUUUUAUUAAAAACUGACUUUUAAUAUUGCUCUCCUGCAUUUUCAUCCGUAGCCCCCUCUUUCUGAUUUGCUAGAUUAAAAAAAUAAAUAAAUAAAAAUCUAUGAAAAUAUCAUUAGUUGAUUUGUGCCAUGAACUCCUUGUAUAAUUUUAAAACAUUUUGAGAGAUAUUUGAGGCUAGUCAAGAUUUCAAAAGCAUUAAUAUUACUGUAAUGAUUGUCUACUUAGUUAAUAAAGCAAUGUGUUUUUUUUUUUUUUUUUUUGUACAUCCCUUUAAAAUUAGAUGUUCACUUUCAAUUUGAAAUUCUCUCUCUUUUGAAAUGGUUAAAUUUCUUUGUUAUAUCAUUUUCGUAUAACUUGAUACUAGAGGUGCCGUACUGCCGAUUUUGUUUUAAUCCUUCAAGAUUGUUUUCUUAUAAAAGAAAAGUAACUGUUUAAAAAACUAAACUAGGGAUAUUUAUUUUCUAAAGAGAAAUAAGCCAAUUUGAAACAUACUUUCUCAUUAAAAAAAAUUAAUCAAUGAAAGUAUGAUUAAUCAGCUUAGAUAUACAUAAAAUUUUUUUAAAUUCCAAUUCACUACUCAAACUGUCAAUAUCAUGUAAUUGUGCUGUAUUUGUUUUUUUUUUUUUUCAUAAACUUUUUUGUAGAAUUUUCAUUUUAAUUUAAAGUAGGAUGUUUAAAGAAAUGGGAGCUUUGCUCCUCGUCAUUCCAUCUUAAAAUUAGUUCAUUUCUUCAUUCAUAAAAAUCUCCAUUGCACUUAGAAAGUUUUUUUUUUUCAACAAUCACCUGAAUUCUAUUUCAGGUCAAGUGCCAUUUGCAACCAAGAUGCUUGUAUUGCUUGUAUGAUGAUUUAAUUUUCCAAUAGUGCUUAAUAGGUGCUAUAAUUGUUAUUUGGUACAAAAACAGAAAGCUCAGCAUAUGAAAGCAGAGCAGAUAAAAUACAAGAGCUUACAGCUAUUUCAAAGCCACAAAUGCACUUUGAAGCAACUGCAUUCUCAUUUAAUCAUCGAACUUCUUGCUACUAAUGGAUGCUUAGUUAGGGCACAUAAUGUGUCUGUGUUUUUGGAAAUCUUGGUUUGAAUUUAUUUGUUUGUAUAAAUAGCUGAGAUUCAUUGUUGACUCUUGUAUAUUCUUCCAACUCUUUGUUAAAUUCUCCUGAUAUAUAUAUAUUUUGUAUGACUCAACUGUUCUAUUUUAAUAUGACUCCGUUGCAUUUUGUCUUAUUGGAAUAAUCCAGGUGAUAGGCUGACAUCCAUGUUUUCACUGCCAUCUUUUUCUUUCCCAAUACGUGUGAAGUAAUGCGUAAUAAGUUUCAUGCGUAAAGAGAUUUAUAGUCUGAAACACAAAACACCAGUCUUAUCCAUGCUCAAAAAAAAAAGUGAUUAUUUUAAAUGUUAUAACAGUUGACUACAGCAAUUCCACUUAGAGUACAAAGCCACUAGAUAACAUUGAGAACUCCACUUCAAUGUCUCUACAACUGAGACCUCAAAAAAAAUCUAUAUAUGCUUGAUUACAUUUUUCACAAUUGAAAAAAAAAAGUUUUCUUUAGAUUGGUGAAGAUAACAUUUGUUUUUGAAAUACUUCUGCGUUAUUGAUAAUCCCCUUUUUCAGUGUUAUGCAAGCUUUUCAAGGCUUUGGAAACUCCUCAAAUGUCUUGACUUGAAUAACCACUAAGCUAAAAUCUUCUUUUAAGUGACUCUAAAAGGAAGAAAAGCUUUCCCCUAGUCUUGAAACAACAGUUUGCUUCAUCGCCAAAAUUAAAUGAGGCGUUUUCAGUCUUUUAUAGGAACUUGAUGUUUUAAAAAUUUAGUUUGGAACAAUUCCUAAAGAACUUUAUUUUAUUUUUAAAAUAUUGCUUUUAAUAAUUUCCUGUACAUACUUGGAACCAUGUCUCAAACAUGAGAUGUAAACAUAAAUUAUGCGUUAUGUUCACAAAUCACAAGUAUUAGAAAUUUGAGCUAAAUUAUUUAGAUGUGGAAAGGUUUUAUGUGAAAAAAAUAGCUAAAAUAUUACAAAGUUGUCCAUGAAUUGCCUGAAACCUUCUAACAUUCAAGGCUCUGAAGAAAAAAAAGUGGUCAAGUUUUGGCGCUGAAGCAAACUUUUUUUUUUUCCAAGUCUUGAGGAAAAGCUUUUCUUCCUUUUCAAGAGUCGCUUCAAAGAAAAUUUUAGUUUUGUGGUUAUCCAAUUUUGUAUUAAAGGAGUUUCCAAAGCCUUAAAAUGAUGACUCUAAUGCAAACAUUUUAUUUUUUCAUUACCAUUAGUUAUGCUUAGCAUUUGAUUCGUACUUGAUGGGAUUUAUCAUUUAAAUUAAAAUAAAGUUCCAUGAAUUAUCUGAUGUGUUUACAUAGUGAGACGAAUGAAAAGAGAUAGAAAUGAAUACAGCCUAUCACCUGUUGUGGCAAUCAUGUGCAUCGAUCCUUUUGUGUCUUAUGAUGUACAAAUGUAAUGAUGCUAAUAAAGAUCCAUU